Liolophura sinensis is the source of this 909-nucleotide messenger RNA. RefSeq names its product von Willebrand factor A domain-containing protein 2-like. The transcript is spliced from 5 exons. The record is from RefSeq and is a predicted model, not a curated record. Bases 1 to 897 code for a protein of 298 amino acids. Lineage: Eukaryota; Metazoa; Mollusca; Polyplacophora; Chitonida; Chitonidae. Gene Ontology annotation, molecular function: calcium ion binding.
AUGGUUAUGAAGAUGCACUUUAAGCCUGAGAAGACAUUCCGUGUGGCGGUGGUGGAGUUCGGAGCAAUGGCCAGAGUGAAAACAACUCUAGUGGAAGGUAGCAGCAAGCAGCAAGUCCUGGCUGGCGUGGCUUCGAUCAGCCUGCGUGGUGGAGACCCUAAUCCCGUGGAAGCGUUCCGAUUGGUGGAAGCCACUGUGUUUAAAACUCAGUAUGGCGAUAGAAGUCACGUGCCUAAUGACGUCAUUUUUGUCACCGGAGGUAUCGCCAUUCAGAGAGAGGUUGUCGAGCGAGCCACGGCCAUGAAGAAAGAGGGAACAAGAGUGUUGGCCAUAGGUAUUCGUCUAUCGAGGUCAGAACGCUACCUGCUCAAUGAUAUGGUUUCCUACCCAGCGUCCUCUAAUGUCAUCCUCAUCUCGUCUCAACAGGACUAUCAGGAACACGACGACAAGUUCAUAGAGAUACUUUGUGAAGACCAAAACCAGUGCGCCAGCAGACCGUGUAGAAAUGGUGGUGUUUGUGUGGACAAGCGGGGCGGAUACGUCUGUGAGUGUCCCCGGGGAACGGCUGGCAAGAACUGUGAGAGAGCUUGUAAUGCCGAUUCUGAUAUCGUCUUCAUGGUUGAUUCCACCGGAAAUGGCCGACGGUCCCAACAUGAGGCAUGUCGAGGGCUUCAUUCGGGACGUCGUAUCUCAACUUCCGGUCACCAGUGGCCAAGUGCGGAUCGGCCUGGGUACCAUCAACUCCAAGAGUCAGAUAAUGUUCUACCUGAAUACUUACCGCACCGCCGAGGACAUACGGGAUGCUCUGUCGGCCAUUACUUACGAGAACGGCGAGCUGAACAUCGCUGCCGGAAUCAGGACGAUGAGGGGCAAGCUUUUCAGUUAUCGACAGGGUGACAGAAGAGAUGU